AUGGCAGAAAAUAAAUUUAUUAAAAGUAAUUUGGAACAAAAUAUUAAAACCCCACCUUAUAUUUCUUUCGAUAAGCAAAAAUUAACUAUUACUUAUCUCCGCAAUCCUCUUCCCGAGGAACUAAACAAAGGACAUGCUCAAAAUUUAACUUUACAAGAUUUUUUGGUACGUUAUUCUUAUUUAAAAAAACGACCGAUUGGUUGGAUUUCUGGUUUGGACCAUGCCGGAAUUGCUACCCAAAAAAAAAUUGAAUCUUUAAAUCUUCCUAACCCCCAAUUAAAAAGUGUGGUUUCCGAUAUUGAAGUAGAGCAUCAACCUACCAAAAGCAAACUCUAUUAUUUAAAAUAUCCUUUAUUAAAUAGUAAUGAUUAUCUGCUAGUGGCUACUAGUCGUCCCGAAACGGUUUUUACUGAUGUGGCCUUAUUUGUUAAUCCAAACGACCAAAGAUAUCAAAAAUAUAUCGGACAACAAGUUCAGCAUCUAAUAACCAAAAAACCAAUUCCUAUUUUGACCGAUGAAAGCAUAAUUAUGGAUUUUGGCACCGGCGUUUUAAAAUGUACUCCCGGCCAUGAUUUUUUUGAUUAUCAAUUAGGAAAAAAAUAUAAUUUGCCUUUAAUUAGUUGCUAUAAUGAAAAAGGAGUUUUCAAUAAUUUAACUGGCAAAUGA
Molecule: messenger RNA, 666 nt
Organism: Entrophospora sp. SA101
Lineage: Eukaryota; Fungi; Glomeromycota; Glomeromycetes; Entrophosporales; Entrophosporaceae
Source: the annotation of a GenBank genome assembly